AUCUGCGGCUUGCAGUACGAGGCGAACAUCCUGUCUGCGCGGCUGCGCGUGGUGGAGGGGUUCUCCGUGCAGACGCUCGUCCGCGUGAGCGGUUGCUCCGGCCACGGGCCCGGCUCCCCCGAGCAGGAGCAGAGGAGUUUGCCGACGCCCGGCCACUGUUACCACACGGCCGAGUUCGCCUUCAAGGCCGCCCCUCGCCGCGGGGAGGCAGCUCCGACGGCCCGGGGCCUGUCCGCGCGCCUGCUGAUGCACCGUGGACCUGUGCAGCAUCGGCGCGAACAGCAGCCUGAGGCUGGACGACCCCGACAUCGCGACGGAGUCGCCCCGGGUGGGGCAGCGCCCAGAGGCCGCGGUGGGCGCCUC
Molecule: messenger RNA, 363 nt
Organism: Prorocentrum cordatum
Lineage: Eukaryota; Dinophyceae; Prorocentrales; Prorocentraceae
Source: the annotation of a GenBank genome assembly